This is a messenger RNA of Clarias gariepinus (North African catfish), 1736 nucleotides long. It is a transcript of the gene foxp3b, whose product is annotated as forkhead box P3b. Gene Ontology annotation, biological process: regulation of transcription by RNA polymerase II. Lineage: Eukaryota; Metazoa; Chordata; Actinopteri; Siluriformes; Clariidae. Gene Ontology annotation, molecular function: DNA-binding transcription repressor activity, RNA polymerase II-specific; RNA polymerase II cis-regulatory region sequence-specific DNA binding. The transcript has 12 exons. Bases 241 to 1374 code for a protein of 377 amino acids. Gene Ontology annotation, cellular component: nucleus. The record is from RefSeq and is a predicted model, not a curated record.
CAAAAGUUGGAGCACUGUGGUCUUUUAAAAAAGAUGCAUUUACUUGUUUUUAAAAGAUACACAUUCUAAGCGGCUUGCUGAAUAUGACUUUCGUUAUGGAGCUUUAAGUGCUUGGAUGUCUAAAAUUAAGAUUUUACCUCAUUUAUAUUCAUUCUGUUCAACAAGCAAAAGACAGGAAGAGAACUGGGGGCGCAAAACAAGGUGUAAAGACGGCUGUACUUACAAGUUUUUCCAGUAGGGAUGUCCCAGUUUAACAAUCAGAGUGGCAUGACUAUGGGUGUAAAAAAUGGGGAUGUGCCUCCACAUCUAAAAGAGGAGCAGGAGGAUGAGACGUACAUGUCAAAUAACUGUGGCACUUCUCUACAUUCUGAGGAAAACUUGUGCUCUCAGAGUGCGUACAAGACAGCACACAGACAUGUACUCCUACUAGAGGGUCAGAGUCCUCAGCCCACCCAGAACAGACCGUCUGUGCUCUGCUCCACCUUUCUGCAACCUUUGGAACACACCAGUUUUUCUCAGUUCUCACAUAAAAAGUGUGAGUCAGCAGUUAAGAAUGGCAGAAAAAACAGUGAACAGAGUUCUCGUCAAGUACAAACUGAUGAACACACAACCCCCAUCACUCAUAUGAACAGCCUUAUCCAGUCAAAUAUGAUAAGCACUCUGUUUGUUAAUGGACGAUGCCGCUGGCCUGAUUGUGAUGAAGCCUUCAAAGACUAUCCUGUUUUCCUGAAACAUCUGAACAAUGGACACAGCUGGGGAGAAAAAACAAUUGCACAGUGGAGAGUGCAGGAAGAAAGGGUGCGGCAGAUGGAAAGUCAGCUUGUUGAGGAAAGACAGACACUCAAUGCUAUGCAGCUCCAUCUAAGACUGACUGAACACACGAGAGCAGCUCUAGGCUGGUGGAGUCCGCUGGCACUGCCUGCGCCUCCAUCUGAGGAGCCAGAUGGAAGUGUAGAGUGGGCCACUGAUGCCACAGGGCGCCACAAAUACUGGCACACGGCCACCCCCCACCUACUGACAGAUUUUGUGAACAGUAUGGAAUGCUACAAAUUUGUCAAUAUCAGACCUCCAUAUACUUACGCUUUUCUCAUCAGAUGUUCAAUACUGGAGGCACCAGAUAAGCAAAGGGCUCUGAAUGAGAUCUACAGUUGGUUCAUUCAAAAGUUCUUUUACUUUCGUCACAACACACCCACAUGGAAGAAUGCAGUCCGUCACAACCUCAGCCUUCACAAGUGCUUUGUGCGGGUGGACGGAGGGAAAGGCGCAGUGUGGACUGUGGAUGAGAAGGAGUUUCAGAAAAGAAAGGGCCAGAGGUUUAACAGGGAUUCUUUCCGAUGGAUGUCUCAUUUCUCUCAUCCCCCCAAGGUGCCCUAAGCUUUCCGACUGCAUACACUGAGGAGCUGUUUCACACAAUGUUGUUGAAAGGGGGUAGCUUUUUAAAUUUUUAUUAUUGUUAAUAUUUUGUUUAUAGAGUAGCAUUCUGUCCAGUAGAAAUAGUAAUAAUCUUACUGACAGAACCUUGAGAAUAGAUAAAUGUAUCUAGUAUUUACUAGUAUAACAAUUACAACAAACCAAAUACUGUAUAUGUAUUUGUUUUUAUAUUUGUUACUAAUUUUAACCUUAAAUAUUCCUGUUCUACUUACAUACAGUAAAUUUUUUAAAUGUAAGCAUUUAUUUAUAGAAUAAAGCAAACUUAUCUGCCAAUAAAAUAAGAAUAUUUAAAGCUUAAGAGUUAU